Messenger RNA from Culicoides brevitarsis, 1837 nucleotides. Its product is annotated as potassium voltage-gated channel protein Shaker-like. The record is from RefSeq and is a predicted model, not a curated record. The transcript has 10 exons. Gene Ontology annotation, cellular component: voltage-gated potassium channel complex; membrane. Gene Ontology annotation, biological process: potassium ion transmembrane transport; protein homooligomerization. Gene Ontology annotation, molecular function: protein binding; delayed rectifier potassium channel activity. NCBI's taxonomy places the organism in Eukaryota, Metazoa, Arthropoda, Insecta, Diptera, Ceratopogonidae. Bases 493 to 1776 code for a protein of 427 amino acids.
UAUUUAAAAAAAAUUAUAGUGAAAUAAAUUUUUAAAAGCAAAAAGUUCUUAUGAGGAGAUAAAUUUAACGUGGACACACAAACUACUCACAUUAUCGUUAUAUUAUUACAAGAACCGCAAUAAAUUAUAUCUUCCAGAGUAGAUUUUAAUCACAAAAAACAAUAUUUUUUUAUUGUUUGCUUGGAGAAUAUCCGGAUUCUUGCGCACUGUGGAAGAAAAAUGGCUUCAAAGCGAGAAGAGAAAAUUUUUAAUAAAAAAUUCUGGAAGGUUUUGGACAAAAAAAUGAAAAAAACUUUAUGAUUAAAAUUAAAAAGUGUUUAAAAACAGAAAAAAUAUGGAGAUAGUGACUCAAAAAUUUAAAAAAUAAUUAUUUUUCAAAAAAAAAAAGCUCCAAAAACUAUCAAAAAGCAAUUUAAAACCAAUAGUUAGUGUUAAAAAAAAAAUAAAAUCUCAUCAUCGUCAUUUUUUUGUGCUCCCAAAAAGUAAUUCAAAAUGACGAUGUGGGGAGGAAUGGGCGGCGGAGGCCCCGGCCGCGAGAACAACGCAUGGAUGAAAAUCAUGGGAAUUGUUCAUACGGGGCCGCAACGGCGUCAGGAUCAGCCGCAGCAUCAAGCGCAAGCAGGCUCCAACGACAAGGCACUUAAUGCGUCUCUACCCAAGUUAAGCAGUCAAGAUGAAGAAGGGGGGGCAGGCGGACAUGGCGGCUUUGGCGGAGGCGUAACGCACUUUGAGCCAAUCCCUCAUGAUCAUGACUUUUGUGAACGAGUUGUUAUUAAUGUUAGCGGUUUAAGGUUUGAAACCCAACUUCGAACGCUUAAUCAAUUUCCAGAUACAUUACUAGGUGAUCCCGAUCGAAGACUUAGGUACUUCGAUCCAUUACGUAAUGAAUAUUUUUUUGAUCGGAAUCGACCGAGUUUUGAUGCUAUUUUAUAUUAUUAUCAAAGCGGCGGUCGACUACGGAGGCCCGUUAAUGUACCUUUAGAUGUAUUUAGUGAAGAAAUUAAAUUUUAUGAAUUAGGCGAAGCAGCGACUAAUAAAUUUAGAGAGGAUGAAGGCUUUAUUAAAGAAGAGGAAAAACCACUACCGGACAAUGAGAAUCAACGUAAGGUGUGGCUGCUGUUCGAGUAUCCCGAGAGUUCACAAGCGGCCAGAAUCGUAGCCAUAAUUAGCGUAUUUGUUAUACUUUUAUCUAUUGUUAUAUUUUGUUUAGAAACAUUACCCGAAUUUAAACAUUAUAAGGUAUUUAAUACCACAACAAAUGGCACAAAGAUCGAGGAAGACGAAGUGCCCGACAUCACAGAUCCGUUCUUCCUAAUAGAAACUAUAUGUAUUGUAUGGUUCACGUUCGAACUUAGCGUCAGGUUCCUUGCUUGUCCGAAUAAAUUAAAUUUCUGCAGGGACGUCAUGAACAUAAUUGACAUAAUCGCCAUCAUUCCUUAUUUCAUAACUUUAGCAACUGUUGUAGCCGAGGAAGAGGAUACGUUAAACCUUCCAAAAGCGCCAGUUAGUCCACAGGACAAGUCAACGAAUCAGGCUAUGUCCUUAGCAAUUUUGCGGGUGAUACGUUUAGUUCGAGUGUUCCGAAUAUUUAAAUUAUCUAGGCAUUCAAAAGGCUUACAAAUCUUAGGAAGAACAUUAAAAGCAUCUAUGCGGGAAUUAGGUUUACUUAUAUUUUUCCUCUUCAUUGGCGUUGUACUCUUCUCAUCGGCUGUUUAUUUUGCGGAAGCAGGAAGUGAGAAUUCGUUCUUCAAGUCCAUACCAGAUGCAUUUUGGUAAUGAAACUCUCCAAUAAUAAUAAUAAUUAAAAUAAUAAAAAAAAAUUAAGAAUUGAAUUAAC